AAUGGUGCCACCUGCGAGCAUCAUGAUAGGGCAAACCAACGUAUCCUCCAUUGCCGCGCGGGGAGAUGAUGAAAUCGGCCAGCCGGCAGAGCCGGCCUUGGUUCCUAAAGGAGCGGUUGGAAGUUGAAACUUUGGCCACUUCGAGCCGCAAACUGCUAUCCACAUCAUAAAUUCUAUUUCUAGCUCUCCGGUGUAACAAUUGGAUUGUAAGCAUUACCUCGCUUGUCUUUAAAAUUGGUGGUUUGCCUUUUGCCGCUGAUCACAGUGAACCGUCCUAUGUGAGGUUUUUGUUGCUCAGUUGUUGUUAUCCGUUCAUUCCUAUCUCUGUCCUUCAAAAAUGUCAGACCUCCGCCCCAACCAAUCCCUCCAAGCCCGGAAAUCAUGGAAAUCCGUCCGCUCCCUCCUGCACAGAAUCAGAUCCAACACCCUCACCUACGACCGACGCAAGUCCCGCGUUAUCAAUGGAUUCCAAGGCAAAGAUUCCGCCAGAACCUCAGAGCACUCCAUAGUCUCAUCCCCGUCGUCCGUGACCGAUAUCCCCGAAUCCAAAGUAGCAGCAGUCCAAAAGGCGCUCGUCGUGGCCCGGCAGGGCGAGUACGAGAUCCGACAUGACUUCCCCAUGCCCAUCGUCCAUGAUGACGAGAUUAUGAUCCAAAGCCACUAUGUCGGUCUCAACCCCAUUGAUUGGAAGUCGGUUGAUUACAAUUUCUGUUUGCCCGAGUUCCCAUGGGUUACUGGGCGCGAAAUGUCCGGCGUCGUCAGCCAAGUCGGUCCAUCUGUCGAGGGGUUUCAGGUCGGCGACCGGGUGUGGACGAGCACGUACUACAAGGACGUCCGCGCGGGGUGUUUUCAGGAGUAUGUUGUCGUGCCGUCACAUACCGUCUUGCCUAUUCCGAGCACGGUGCCGUUCGAAUCUGCAGCUUGCCUUGGUGUCGCAGCCCUGACGGCCGCGAUGACUUUGUGGAAAUGGCUUGGGGUGCCGGUGCCGUCGAACAGAGAAAAUGGUGAAGUAGAGGGGGAGGAGGAGUGGGUCUUGAUUUGGGGAGGAUCCACGGUGACCGGGCAGUUUGCUACCCAGCUUGCGGCGUUAAGCGGUCGGAAAGUUAUUACCGUCAACUCAGCGGAAACAAAGUCGCUGUCCGAAAGCCUAGGGGCCGACUAUGUUGUUGUUAGGGAUGAAAAGUUGAACGCGGAGUUAGUUGACGACAUUCGGAGACUCACACAUGGGAAGAUUACCCGAGCCAUUGACCUGGUAGGUGCGAAGACCGCUGCAUUAGUGUUGGAGGCUGUUUCCAAAGAUCAGCCUGUCGAAUUCGCGCCGCUGGCUAUGAUGUCGAGUUCCCAGGUCAUUCCGGAGAACAUCACUGUUCACACGGUGGAGAUGAAACAGUUUGUGUUGGAUAAGACCAACGUACAAUACACCGUGGAGUUGGGCAAGUUGCUUGAGGAUGGCAGGUUAGUCCUUCCUGAGUUACACCUGAUGGAAGGUGGUCUGGAAAUCGUCCAAGAGGGCCUCGACAUGCUAAAGAAGGGAAAUAUGAAGGGGAAGAAACUGGUUGUCAAAAUGUAAAUGGCUUUUACAGGAGACUUAAUGUCAUCGUCAGGUGCUGUCCUGUCAGGAUAACGCUGUCGCAUAGCUCGGUAUCUAAAAGGGCGUUCGGUGUUGGGAAGACGGUUGUUAAUUCAAGUGGAAUUAAAACGACGACGCAUGCUUGACCGUCAAAGUAGGCUCGGCCAAGUUCCAUAUCAUUUAAAAUUCAUAUUU
This is a messenger RNA of Pseudomassariella vexata, 1765 nucleotides long. RefSeq names its product chaperonin 10-like protein. The coding region runs from base 338 to 1570 and encodes 410 amino acids. The record is from RefSeq and is a predicted model, not a curated record. The transcript has 2 exons. Gene Ontology annotation, molecular function: oxidoreductase activity, acting on NAD(P)H. Lineage: Eukaryota; Fungi; Ascomycota; Sordariomycetes; Amphisphaeriales; Pseudomassariaceae.